AUGUCGGCCCCUUCGGACUCCAACCCAGCCUCCUGCAAGGUUAUGCUGGCCAAGCAUGUUGCCAAUGGCCUGCUCAGCGAAGUGCAAGAAGGCAUUAAGACUCUUGAGACCCCGCCGCACCUGGUUGGCUUCCUGGCGAACAAUGACCCUGCAGCUCUGAUGUAUGCGCAGUGGACGCAGAAGACUUGCGAGGAGCAUGGAUUCAAGUACACUCUCCGUGAAGUCUCCCGCGAUGACAUCGAAGAGGCCAUCCUGGACGCCAACACCGACUCCUCGGUCGACGGCAUCAUCGUCUAUUACCCGAUCUUCAACAACCGACAGGACCAGUACCUACAGCAGAUAGUCGAUGUUGGCAAGGAUGUUGAGGGUCUGACCCACCGCUACAUUUUCAACAUGUAUCAGAACAUCCGCUUCCUGGACCCCGAGACCAAGCGCCAAAAGUGCAUUCUGCCCUGCACCCCCCUGGCCAUUAUCAAGAUCCUCGAGUACCUCAACAUCUACAAUACUAUCCUGCCCUACGGUAACCGCUUGUUCGGCCACACUAUUUGUGUUGUCAACCGCUCCGAGGUGGUUGGGCGUCCGCUGGCCGCCCUGCUGGCUAACGACGGCGCCUGUGUGUACUCUGUUGAUAUCACCGGCGUCCAGAAGUUUACCCGUGGUGAUGGUCUUAAGAAGCAUCGUCAUGAGAUUGUGGACCUUGAGGGUGCCACUAUUAAGGACGUCGCACCCCUUUGCGACGUCGUUAUCUCCGGCGUGCCCGGUGAUAAAUACAAGUUCGACACUAGCCUGCUCCGAGAGGGUGCUGUCUGUGUCAACUUCUCCAGUGAGAAGAACUUCGGACCCGAGGUUAAGGAGAAGGCCUCCAUCUUUGUUCCUUCCAUUGGCAAGGUGACUAUUGUUGUCUUGCUGCGAAAUCUGCUGAGACUCAACCAGAAUCGCCGGCUGGAUGACAUCAAACCUGCUGCUGCCACUGAGCGGCCGGGUACCCUGGAGGCGUCUUCUUAG
Molecule: messenger RNA, 1005 nt
Organism: Penicillium macrosclerotiorum
Lineage: Eukaryota; Fungi; Ascomycota; Eurotiomycetes; Eurotiales; Aspergillaceae
Product: methylenetetrahydrofolate dehydrogenase (NAD(+))
Exons: 4
Coding region: 1-1005 (334 amino acids)
Biological process (GO): purine nucleobase biosynthetic process
Cellular component (GO): cytosol
Molecular function (GO): methylenetetrahydrofolate dehydrogenase (NADP+) activity; methylenetetrahydrofolate dehydrogenase (NAD+) activity
Source: RefSeq, a predicted model, not a curated record